Plodia interpunctella (Indianmeal moth) is the source of this 1796-nucleotide messenger RNA. RefSeq lists its product as uncharacterized. Lineage: Eukaryota; Metazoa; Arthropoda; Insecta; Lepidoptera; Pyralidae. The record is from RefSeq and is a predicted model, not a curated record. The coding region runs from base 113 to 838 and encodes 241 amino acids. Gene Ontology annotation, biological process: regulation of apoptotic process. The transcript is spliced from 5 exons.
ACCUGCCUCCAAGGUCGUCUAUGUUUAACGUUUACUAUACGCUGUCACUCCACGCAACGUCGUCUUAGUAGAACCCUAUAAAUUUGCACGAUUGCUCCUAUUCUCAAGUGCAAUGGAUCUGGUGCCACCUUUAGCUGCUAUUCAAGCAUGCAGUGUUCAACCUCUAGAAGACUACGAAGGUCCAAGAGCUCCUCUCCGGCGUCAAAUCUCCUUAGACGAGGAGCGUCGUGACGAGUGUCGCGGACAUUGGAGGGGGGUGCACAUACAGGAUGAAGAAGAAGAGAGGGGGGUGAGGCUGUUCAGAGCCCUGCUACUCCAGCAUCUCAGGCUGGAGGAGCUUAGGCCUCCCCCUUGCUAUUUGGCGGCUGCUAAACCUGACCCUAGAGGUUGGUGGAUGUACUGGCGGGAUUGGCGGGCGCUGGAGCGGGCAUCGAGGAAGUUCAGGGAGUCUAUUGCACGCAGCAGACUGGCCGCAAAGGCUGAGCACAUAUCCCUGUUGAGCUUGGAUGAAGUGGAGUUUGAGGACAUCAUGCAGGAGCUGUGUCAGAGGUGCGCUCACGUUGAACAAAGGGCUUUGGUUGUCCUUGCUUUCCUCUGCGAAGUUUGUGCGAGAGCAGUCAGGGUCGGCGGCUGGUGCAGGGCGGCCGACUGGGCGGCGAGACAUGUAGCGCAGUGUGCUACACCCUGGGCUAUGAAACAUGGUGGAUGGAGUGCAGUAGUGGAAAAAGCUGGAGGCACUCGCCGGGACGACACGACGUUCAUAGCUGGUGCAGCUGUAGCGGCACUCCUUGCCUUCCUCCUGUUAUGCCGCACUCGGCUCCGACACGCCCUGCACUAGGUGAGGAAGCAACACUCCUUGGAUCACCUAUGUAAACUCCUGGAAAGAAUCCAGCGGUGUUGUAAAUCUCGAUUUAUUCCGAGUCAAAAAGGCGGUGGGUACUACGUAAUUUCAAAUUUUGAACUGUGUAACAGUUAAUAGUUAUGACAGAGAAAACUAUAGUUGUAAUAUAUCUUCUAAUUCGUUCACAUAAAAAAAUGAAAUGCACAUUAGAAAUAUAUGUGGAGAAACGGGACAAUAGUCUUUUUAUGUCCCUUAUCGUGUGUCAGUUACAGGGCACGCCCGCCGCGACAUCCCGACGUAUUGAAUAUAAUCUUUGACUUUGGGAUAAGCCAUGAGAUAUUUCUCUGCUCAUUAAAAAGUUGUCAAAGUUUGAACGUGAAGGGUCUAAGUAAGGGUUAAGAUUUUCACAAUUAAUUAUUAAAAAAAUAUUUAUUAAAUACCCAUUAAAUUAAGAAAUUCUUGGCCUAUCGAUAAUUAAUGAAUUUCAAUAAUCCUACCAGGUAAUAAUUAUAAAUGCGGAAGUUUGUGAGGAUUUGUGUGUGUAUGUUUGUUACUCUUUCACACAAAAUGUACUGGAUAGAUUGUUAUGAAAUUUGGUACACGGGUAGAAUAUAACCUGGAAUAACAAAUAGGAUACUUUUUAUCCCAAAAUUCCCACGGGAGCGAAGCCCCGGGGCACAGCUAGUGUUUUGUAAAUAUUCCUCAUAAUAAAUCCUUUUUAAUAUCUAGAUCUUAAGCACUUCUUUAAUUUAAAAUAAUUUGUAUUAUAGUUGAUUUUGUAUUAUGCUUAUUAUUAUAAAUAUAAGCCAAAAGGGGGGGGGGGGAUUCAACUCUAGGAAUGAGAAUAACAAUGUGGGUAGUAUUUUUAUAUUGAGAUUGUAUGUUGUAAAUGUUACUUGGACUAUUUUUUUAGUGUUAAUGUCAAUGUUUGCAAUGAAAUAAAUACUUGUUUUUA